Miniopterus natalensis is the source of this 1392-nucleotide messenger RNA. It is a transcript of the gene SLC17A1, whose product is annotated as solute carrier family 17 member 1. Gene Ontology annotation, cellular component: apical plasma membrane. The record is from RefSeq and is a predicted model, not a curated record. Gene Ontology annotation, molecular function: transmembrane transporter activity. Gene Ontology annotation, biological process: urate transport; monoatomic anion transport; sodium-dependent phosphate transport. Lineage: Eukaryota; Metazoa; Chordata; Mammalia; Chiroptera; Miniopteridae.
AUGGAUGACCAGUCCCCCCCCAGGAAAGGGUGCUGCUCCCUCCGCUGCGGGCUGGCGCUGCUCCUGCACUUCUGCAACGUCUCUAUGAUGUCACAGCGAGCGUGUCUGAGCCUCACCAUGGUCGCCAUGGUGAACGCCACGGAUGCACAGGGGCUGCCCAACGCCUCCACCCAGGAGCCCCCGGGUGACCUCAGGAACCCCGUGUACAACUGGAGCCCCAAAAUCCAGGGGCUCAUCCUAAGCUCCAUCACCUACGGGAUGCUCGUCGCCCAAGUCCCUGUCGGGUACCUGUCCGGCAUCUACCCCAUAAAGAACAUGGUUGGCUCCGGGCUGCUGCUCAGCUCCCUGCUCAGCCUGCUCCUGCCGCUGGCGGCCGGCGCGGGGGCGUCUCUGGUCCUCGCCUGCCGCGUGGCCCAGGGGCUCAGCCAGGGCACAGUGCUGGUGGCACAGCACACGGUCUGGACCAGGUGGGCCCCUCCCGCGGAACGAGGCCGACUCACCUCCAUGAGCCUGUCAGGGCUGAUGCUGGGGCCCUCCGUGGCCCUGUUCGCGACGGGGCACAUCUGCCAGGCCCUGGGCUGGCCCGUGGUCUUCUACAUUUUCGGGGCUUGCGGCUGCGCCCUGAGCCUUUCCUGGUUCGUUCUGUUUUAUGACGACCCGAAGGACCACCCGUGCAUCAGCCUCGGGGAGAAGGAGCUCAUCACGGCCUCGCUCCCCGAGCAGGUCGGCUCGGGGGGGAAAUCGGUGCCCAUCAAGGCCGUGCUCACGUCCCUGCCCGUCUGGGCCAUCUCCCUCAGCUGCUUCGCUUAUUCCUGGACGAAUCACAUCAUGUUUCUGUACCUGCCAACGUUCAUCAGCUACAGGCUUCGGGUGGACGUGCGAGAGAACGGGCUGCUGUCUGCCCUCCCCCAUCUCUGUUCCUGGCUCCUCAGCAUCCUUGCGGGGCACGCGGCCGACGGCCUCCUGGCCCGGAAGAGGCUCAGCUUAAUCGCCAUCCGGAAGCUGUUCACCACGCUGGGCCUCCUCCUGCCCGCCCUGCUGGUCAUGGGCCUGCUCUACCUGGGCUCCGGCUUCCGCGGCACCCUCUCUCUCCUGACGCUCACGAGCGCCACGCUCGGCUUCUGCACGGCAGGGAUGAUGAUCAAUCCCCUGGACAUCGCUCCCAGAUAUUACGGAUUUCUUAAAGGACUCACCAUUCUGAUCGGAAUGACGGGGGGACUGACCUCUUCCACGCUGGCUGGGAUAAUCCUCAACCAGGAUCCAGUGUCUUCCUGGUUUAAAAUCUUCUUCCUGAUGGCAGCUAUUAACGUGACAAGCUUAGUGUUCUACCUUAUAUUUGCUAAAGCAGAAAUCCAGGACUGGGCUACAGAAAAACAGCACACCCGCCUCUGA